Messenger RNA from Verruconis gallopava, 1429 nucleotides. RefSeq names its product YbgI/family dinuclear metal center protein. The transcript has 5 exons. Gene Ontology annotation, cellular component: mitochondrion; cytoplasm. The record is from RefSeq and is a predicted model, not a curated record. NCBI's taxonomy places the organism in Eukaryota, Fungi, Ascomycota, Dothideomycetes, Venturiales, Sympoventuriaceae. The coding region runs from base 17 to 1153 and encodes 378 amino acids.
CAAGUCACGAACGCACAUGUUUGUUCCAACGUUACGACGAGCGAUAAAAAUGAAUACCACAUGUUCGCCCUUCUCCAGGGCAGUCAUAUCUGCCAUGCGCAAGCUCUAUCCAGAGCAUCUUGCGGACAAAAGUUGGGAUAAUACAGGCUUACUCCUUGAGGCACCAUUCAAUCCCCAGCGCAGACAAAAGAACUCGGUGCUCCUCGCGGUUGACCUCACCAAAGCCGUCGUCGAUGAGGCUAUCGAGCGAAAAGACUCGAUCAUUGUCGCAUACCAUCCCAUUAUAUUCAGAGGCUUAAAAGCUAUCACUUUGAAUGAUAGCCAACAAACAUCAUUACUUCGAUUGGCUGCAGAAGGAAUCAGUGUAUACAGUCCUCAUACGGCAUUUGACGCUGCACCGGGUGGUCUAGGUGACUGGCUCGCAGAUAUCAUCACCGGUACGGCUCGAGGCGGACCAAAUGAUGAGGAGCCAAGCGAGGUCAAGGACGAGACGGCAGAAACAGAAGAAUCAGAUCCAUUCGUGGACGGAAAACGUCCCACGUACAUGCUACAGCACCAUCCUUCACAACGCAAAAUCAAAGACGCGGAUCUGAGUCUAGGCGCCGCUGCUCAUACUCGAAGUGUCAUUAAGCCAAGCAAUCUACCGGACAUCCCGGACGCAGGAAUGGGACGCAUUGUACGAUUCAAUCAACCUCAACAGCUCAGCACAAUCAUACAUCGCAUAGCAAGAGGAGUAGGCAAUCCAAAGGGCUUUCCUAUUGCCAUACCUCAAGGGAAAAGCGUCAAAGAUAUCACAAUUCGAAGUGCUGCUAUCUGUGCUGGAAGUGGCGGUUCUCUCUUCUCUGGAUUAGAUGACAUUGACCUGCUCUUUACUGGCGAACUUGCCCACCACGAUGCCCUCGCCGCAAUCGAGAGAGGCCAGUGCGUCAUAACAUUGUUCCAUUCCAAUACGGAACGAGGAUUCCUUCACACCGUGUUGAGGAAUCAGUUGAUGAACAAAGUGAAGGAAGAGUGGACAGCAGUAAGAAGAGAAGGCAAAGAGAUGCUGCAUACGCCCAAGGAAUUCAUGGAUAUUCUGGACGAUGAAUCGGUUUCGAUUGAGACAAGCGAAAGGGACAGAGAUCCAUACGGUCUUAUUAUUGCAACAGAGUAGGCACUGCUCCGGAUUCAGAUUUUCUAACGCCCAGUCCUACAGAAGUUCAAGCGACGAAGUUUUCCUAAGCGCUACUUACCUCCAGACGUUGACAGAGGCUGGAAAGAAUAAAGGUUUAGUCCAAAUAUGGUUUUCUUGUUGUGAAAUUUGAAAUGGUCCCAAAUGAAGCGUACCACUUCUACGUACGACCGCUAUAUUGUAUUGAACGCGGCCAAGCGUCUAGCUCGCAAAGCUUCUAUAUUAGCAGGUCUGGCACCGUCUUCGCCUUUCUUCCUC